AUGGUUACACGCGGCACGGAUUACGCGUACUCUGCCUUGGCAGCACUCUCUGCUAUGUCGGCGACGGCUUCAUGGGCGGGCCCGGCGUGCACUGGUACAGCUUCGAUCUCCACCGGCUGGAAGGGAAUCUGGUCGUCCUGCUCAAAGCCCGCCUGGUCGGCCUUCUGCGACGCAGCGACCUCUACCGUCGUCUCGCCGCUUCCGCUUCCGGCCUUGUCGGGCUGCACCGCCUGGGAAUCUUCUGAGCUGAUAAAAAGAGGAUACGUUAUAGUGCCGAGCUCCGCCGGGGCCGUCAUCCCCCUCAGAGGCUACAACGGAGAGACCAUGUACUACGCCAUUAAGAUGUCCUACUUUCAGGGUGGCCGCGCUGGCGUCGGUCAAGCUGUCGCUAGCGCUGCUCAGGCGGGCCGUACUGCCGCUGCUGCCGUGCAGGCGGGCAGCGCGGGAUUCCGUGUUAGCAACGCAGCACGCGCCGGUUUCCAUGGCGGAGCGUCAGGUACCACUGGCGCCCGCUUCAGGACGAUAUCGGUUGGUCAGGUUCCAACUACUAGGCUUCAGCAGGUGAGGCAGAUCAUCGGUGGCCCACAGAGAAGAGUCGUUCCGGCCGUCGCCCAGACCGGCGUAUUCCGGACCGGAUUCGGGGACGAAUUCGACACCAACACGUUCGGAACGCUUCGCGCGGGCAACUACGGAGUUCCGACCUUCGCCGGACCGUACGUGGACAUCGGUCAGUUUGACUUCGCCGCCCGCAAGGAGGCGGCCUUUGCCUCCGCUCCAGGAGACUCCCGCGUGAAGGAGGGAGCUCUCCAGCAAGCUCCUGUCGGCAGACGAUACAAGUCCGGAUUCGCCCGCCAGGUGGAGAGCUCGGCAGCCUCCGGCGGAGCUCGUGUAGGCAGAUCAUUCGUGGCCUACAGAGAAGAGUCGUUCGGCCGUCGCCCAAUGACCAGGGGUAUUCCGCGCGGAUUCGGGGACGAAUUCGGCAUACCCACGUCUAAUCCCUACACACUGCCUAUACGCAGAAGUGCCGCGCGGUGUUCCCUACUCGCCCUUCACUCCACCACAGGCCUGUCGCAGUGCCUGCUGCAAAGAGAAGGACCACCUAAGAAGUCGUACUAG
This is a messenger RNA of Priapulus caudatus, 1116 nucleotides long. RefSeq lists its product as uncharacterized. Lineage: Eukaryota; Metazoa; Priapulida; Priapulimorpha; Priapulimorphida; Priapulidae. The record is from RefSeq and is a predicted model, not a curated record. Bases 1 to 1116 code for a protein of 371 amino acids. The transcript has 4 exons.